Molecule: messenger RNA, 1227 nt
Organism: Echinococcus granulosus
Lineage: Eukaryota; Metazoa; Platyhelminthes; Cestoda; Cyclophyllidea; Taeniidae
Product: Leucine-rich repeat-containing protein
Exons: 7
Coding region: 1-1227 (408 amino acids)
Molecular function (GO): protein binding
Source: RefSeq, a predicted model, not a curated record
AUGUGUCCUGUGCAAACAGCAAGUAACAACAAUGAAAAUAACGCUGGUGGAAUAGCUGAUGAAGAAACGGAGGCAGUUGGUUUUCAUGAAAAGGAUGAUGCCACCAAUACUCAGUUUAUAAUUCCUAGUUUUGGAACUCGGCAUCAUAGUGCUGACAAAAGAGAUGGCGCAAUGAAAGUAGACCUAAUUGAAUUUCCGAAAAACAGCCGAAAGAGGAAUGUUUCGCAUAGACGCAUGGACGAAUCCGAACUUUAUAUACUAGAAUGCAUAAAGCAGAAACGAAUCCCAAUUGAGUCCUACAUCAAAAACAUUAAUAAGAAGUCCCUCACGCUUUGCUAUAGCAAUAUCGAUCCUGAAAACUUCCUGCCCUUAUCGCUAAGCUUGGGAAGAAACCAAGCCAUCACCACCCUGGAUCUCAGCCACAAUUGGUUAGGCGAUGAAGGUGUCAAUCUUUUGUGUCAGGUUUUAUCUGAGAAUUCGAGCUUUGUGAAACUCAGUCUGGCGGACAAUCAAAUUACUAGUAAAACAGCUGAACAGUUUUUCGAUGUGCUUUCCUUGAUGCCGAAUCUCAUUUCACUUAAUUUGAGCGAAAACUACCUCGACGAUGCGUCUGCGGCCUACAUCGCUGAUCUGUUACUGUUUGCAAGAAACCCAUUCCAGAGUGCCGGUUGCUUUGCUCUACUUACAGGAGCUCUGAAGAAUCGUGGUUCAAAGUUAACCGAGUUAAACUUUGAGGAUAUCGUUGUGAAUGAUGAUUUUAAGAUCCUUGUGGAUAAGUCGUUCAAAUUGCUUCCUAAUUUGCGCGUCAUCCAUGGAUCAAAGUUGACAGUUAAUGAUUUAACUACCUACUCUCUGAAGAUGUACGCCCCUACAGGCACUCCGCCGAAAAGAUGGCUAAUUGCGAUGCACCAGCUUCAGAAUAAAACCAACCGUCCCCUUUUGCCCUUCCUCAUAGAGGCGGAUAUGGAUAAGGACAUGAAGUUGUCACGGUGGGAAACCACUAAGGCACUCGAGCCUUUGGCCAUUGGAUUAGCACCCGCAGAGUUACAGGGUCUGCUCAAAGAACUGGAUCCUCAUGAAGAAAACGAAGUGAAAAUAAGCGACUUCAUUGAAAAUCCAUAUCCAAAACCCGGACAUCACAAACCGACGGACGGUGAGGAAUCUAGAAGGGAGGCGCCAGUAGGACAUGAUGAUGUUGACUCCAAAAAAACCUCAAGCGAGGCGUGA